Molecule: messenger RNA, 891 nt
Organism: Elgaria multicarinata webbii
Lineage: Eukaryota; Metazoa; Chordata; Lepidosauria; Squamata; Anguidae
Gene: ERP27
Product: endoplasmic reticulum protein 27
Exons: 6
Coding region: 99-689 (196 amino acids)
Biological process (GO): response to endoplasmic reticulum stress; protein folding
Cellular component (GO): endoplasmic reticulum
Molecular function (GO): protein disulfide isomerase activity
Source: RefSeq, a predicted model, not a curated record
AAGUUGGCUGUGAACUUUGUUUCCAAAUCAAUUGAAGGUUUGAGAAUUGGAAGAAAUUGAAGGAUUCAACGCAACCAGAAGUUUCAGAAUUCCUUGCUAUGGUAGAAAAAAAUCAAGAUGUACCAUUUGGAUUCUGCAACAGCUCUGAAGUCCUUUCUUAUUAUAAUAUCACAACAAAUACCAUCUCUGUCUUUCGAAAGGUGGAUAACAAAAGGCAAGAUCUGGAACUCCAAGACAUUGAAGAAAUUGAUGCCGCCAAGCUGAGUCGUUUUGUCGUGAUCAAUGCACUCCGUUGGGUGACCGAGUACAACCCUAUGACUGCAGUAGGCCUCUUUGAUAGUGCUGUUCAGAUCCACCUUCUCUUGUUCACUGACAAGUUGUCCCCAAAGCAUGCAGAGAGGAUUGACAAGUACCGUGAAGCAGCAGCCCUCUUUCAAGGGGAGAUUCUUUUUAUCUGGGUGGACAUCCAUGUAAAGGGCAACGAGCGGGCGAUGUCUUAUUUUCACUUGAAGAAGUCCCAGCUGCCUGCACUGGCUGCGUACCACACUCCUGACGAGGAGCAGGCUGUGCUGCCCCUGGAAGAAAUCACUGUGGAGGCAGUAAAGGAGUUCUGCAAUGGCUUCUUACAGAGGAUGAAAGAGAAAGAAAACCCUAAGCCUGAGGAUAAAACCUCCAGAGAGGAACUCUGACUUCAUCCCAAGCCUUUAACAACAACAUAAGUCCACUGUAAUUCUAUUUGUUCUUUGUGGAAAAAUAAUCAACGGCAACUCAAUAGUCUGGAGAUCCCUUACACAACAGAAAUAUGCCAGACGCAGUCAACUGAGUUCAAUACUUCCCCAGUCAUUCCAUAAAUGCUUAUGCUGUCUUUUCCAUUUUACCAGUUCCAUCUUU